CAAAUAGGUUCAAACUUCAUGACAAUCCUUUUUUUUUUGUAUGAGUUAAACAAUUAUAGGUGAAAAAUCAAAUCAUCGAACGAUAAAAUAGUAGGUCGUGAAUGUUGGAAUGGACUAGGGGCAAAUUUGAGAGGUGAAAGGGGAAGAGGGGCAUGAUAGCAAAAAGAAGAAGUUUGAGAAAUGAGUUAAGAGUGAAGAGUAGUGAGUAGAGGCAUUUAAUUUCCUCAACCUCCGAGCCCACCCAACCCCCAAUGUCCUAUAUUCUUUACUUUCUUCUUCAGCUUUCUACCUUCAAACCCUAGUGAAAAAAGGGGCACCAAAAACAAAAACAAAAAAAAAAAUACAACAAUCAACCAAGUUGCAGAAAAAAAAAAAAGGUUCAAUCGCAGGUGAAAGAAGAUGUUUUUACUUCACAAUCCAAAGCAACCGCACUAGCCCCUCCUUGCACCCACAAUCUACUCAAAACUCCCACUUCACCCAUGGCUGCCUUUCCUCUCUCACCCACCAUUUUCAUCUUCCUCUUCUUCCUUCUCUGCAAAUCCAUCCAUUCCUUUUCAUCUCCUUCCUUUUCGCUUUCUGGGUUUCGUGGAGAUCCAGAUUUCGAGCUCAAUGUCGCCCUGUACGGCGAUGCGGCGGUUGUCGGCGGCGGCGGUGCUCUCCGGCUCACCGGCCCGGCCAGUUCCAGUGCUGGGCGAGUCAUGUACAAGAAACCCAUCAGCCUUGUUCGAGGUAAACCCAGGAGAUUGAUGUCUUUCUCCACAGAUUUCUCGUUUUCUUUCUCGCCAGACACGGGGGAUGAGGGAUUGGGUUUUCUUAUGGUUCCCAGUGAUUUUAAUGUUAGUGCCUUCGAUAACAGACCAUUUGGGCUUCCUUUUGGAUCGAAGGAACAGAAGUUGAAAACGAUCUUUGUUAAAUUUACGGCUUCUUCCGAUGCUAAGAAUGGUGAUCUGGUUUGGACUCGGGUGGGAAUUGAUGUGGGUUACAACAAUAAUACUCCGUUAGCUGGUUCAGGUAAUUUAUCAAACAGUUACCAGGCAUCAAUUAAGGGGCAGAAUUUACACGCUUGGAUAGAUUACGAGGUGGGUUCUAGGAAAUUAGAAGUAAGAUUAGCAGAAAAUGGCAAGAAGAAGAGGCCAUCUGCGCCAUUGUUUUCGAUCCCAAUUGAUAUCUCUCAAAUUUGGGGAGAAGAUGAACAAGUGCAGGUGGGUUUGAGUUCAUCAAAUGGGAACUCCUCCCAGCCAUGUCUGGUCUAUUCUUGGAGCUUCAAGGUGAAGAACAUUCCGAACUGGAUGCAUUCGGAGCCGCUCGAUCCGAAGACGAUCACCGUCGCGAAGGAAUCGGAGCCUCAAAGUGUGGUUAAAGAGGGCAAGAACUGCUUAAUGAGAGUGGUUGCGGCCAUGAUUUUUGGGACUGGGUGUGGGGCAUUGACAGCUUUUGUAGCACUGUAUUUAUGGACCAUCUUUGGGAAUAGGCGCCCUGUGGUGCCUGAGGAGUUUGCGGUGUACAAGAAAGUUGUGGUGUUGGACAAGCCCACGGAAGAUGAUGGUAACAAGAAAGUUGAUGUUUGAGGUUGGAGAGAAUUGUCUGUUGUAAAAAGCCAAUAUGUUUUGUUCUUGUAUUUGAAGGGUUUUGGUUUUUUUCUUGUGUUGCUGUAAUUUGGCUAUCAAUUGUCUAAAGAUGUAGUUUUUUUAGUUACAUUAUGUGCAAAAGGGCAAGCCCAUCUCAUCUGGCUUUUGUACUGUGAUUACCAAUUUAAUGGAACCCAUCUCUUUGAAUCUGCCCACUCAAAA
Momordica charantia (bitter melon) is the source of this 1790-nucleotide messenger RNA. RefSeq names its product L-type lectin-domain containing receptor kinase S.4. Lineage: Eukaryota; Viridiplantae; Streptophyta; Magnoliopsida; Cucurbitales; Cucurbitaceae. Gene Ontology annotation, molecular function: carbohydrate binding. The record is from RefSeq and is a predicted model, not a curated record.